This is a messenger RNA of Hippocampus comes (tiger tail seahorse), 945 nucleotides long. Its product is annotated as tumor protein D54-like. Lineage: Eukaryota; Metazoa; Chordata; Actinopteri; Syngnathiformes; Syngnathidae. The record is from RefSeq and is a predicted model, not a curated record. The coding region runs from base 16 to 540 and encodes 174 amino acids. The transcript is spliced from 7 exons. Gene Ontology annotation, cellular component: cytoplasm.
AGGGGAACCUUUGUCAUGCAUCCCGUAUCUGCUGCUUUUCAGGUGGAGGAGGAGAUCAGCACCCUACGUCAGGUUCUGUCCGCCAAGGAAAGACAUGCCACAGAGCUCAAGCGGAAACUGGGCCUCAGCCCUCUCAAUGAGUUCAAGCAAAAUCUCACAAAGAGCUGGCAAGAUGUCCAGACCUCCAAUGCAUAUGUGUCUGCCUCGGCUACUUUGGAUGACAUUACCCACUCUGAAGCAUACAAGAAGACUCAGGAGACCCUCUCCCAGGCAGGACAGAAGACCAGCGCAGCUCUCACCACCAUGGGCUCGGCUAUUAGCAGGAAACUGGGCGACAUGAGAGUGCUUCCUUUAUCCAAUUCUUUUAGUAGCCACUAUUCCAUUCGCCACUCCAUAAGUAUGCCAGCUAUAAGGAACUCUGCCACCUUCAAGUCGUUUGAGGACAAAAUGGGAAACCUCAAGUACAAGGUUGUGGGCCCCCGAGGGGAUGAGAGCCCAGCUGAUUCGGUCACUCCCACUCAGGAGAACCCGCCUUUCUGAUUGCCAGCAUUCUGACUGAGACUUCCCACCACCCCAUUUUGCAGCAACGUCGCUGAAGGCCUCUGCCAAAACCACACAACUGUUUUUGCGCCCUCUCGUUCGCACCUCUGCUAUCCAGCCAACCGCCUUUGACCUUUUGACCUGAGUCGCUCCCCUUCCUGUCCAUUUUUGUCAGUGUGAACGCAUGCUCGCAUGGCGGUGCGGGACACUCCUGGGUUGCACUAAGCCUGGUUGCUGCGCGUCUCCUCUCCGCUGUAUCCCAGCAACCGAGCUCUUGGGUGAACACUUUUUUAUGAUAAACACUUUUUCACUGCUUUGCAUCAUGUUUUUACAAGGCUGCUGCCGCCAUUCUGCAUGGAGGGAACCAAGAAGAAAAGUAGCAAGACACACACACACACACACACA